Thalassophryne amazonica is the source of this 5387-nucleotide messenger RNA. It is a transcript of the gene mef2aa, whose product is annotated as myocyte enhancer factor 2aa. Gene Ontology annotation, molecular function: histone deacetylase binding; DNA-binding transcription factor activity, RNA polymerase II-specific; protein dimerization activity. The transcript has 11 exons. The record is from RefSeq and is a predicted model, not a curated record. NCBI's taxonomy places the organism in Eukaryota, Metazoa, Chordata, Actinopteri, Batrachoidiformes, Batrachoididae. The coding region runs from base 311 to 1783 and encodes 490 amino acids. Gene Ontology annotation, biological process: heart development; cell differentiation; positive regulation of transcription by RNA polymerase II.
CUUGUCGUCACAUAAGGGGCGGAGUCUGUGACUGACAACAGGGAUCCUGCUUUUCUGAGUUUGUCAGCUCUGCCUAAAAUAGCAGACGGCGUGUAAAUGUGAAGUGAACUUACGUUUAUCCACUGGAGCCUCCGACAUACACGGUGUGUACACAGCGAGCCAGCUAAAGAUUGUGGUGUGGUCCAACAGUUGAACAAAAAUUGACUGUGACGCGUGAGAGUGUACGAGCAAAGAGAAGAUUGCAUGAUGUGCUAGGAGAGCAGAAGAAGAAAGUGUUUUUUUUCCCGAUAUUGCCGGAAAAGUUGCAGCUAUGGGUCGGAAGAAGAUACAGAUCACCAGGAUUAUGGAUGAGAGGAACAGACAGGUUACCUUCACAAAGAGGAAGUUUGGCCUGAUGAAAAAGGCCUAUGAGCUGAGCGUGCUAUGUGACUGUGAAAUAGCCCUCAUCAUUUUCAACAGUUCUAACAAACUGUUCCAGUACGCCAGCACAGACAUGGACAAAGUGUUGCUGAAAUACACAGAGUACAACGAGCCCCAUGAGAGUAGAACCAACUCUGACAUUGUAGAGGCGCUUAACAAGAAAGAACACAGAGGUUGUGAUAGCCCGGACCCUGAUGCCUCAUAUGUCCUCACUCCUCACACAGAAGAAAAGUAUAAAAAAAUUAAUGAGGAGUUUGAUAAUAUGAUGAGAAAUCAUAAAAUCUCUACAGCACUGCCUCAGCAGAACUUCUCCAUGCAUGUGGCAGUGCCCGUAUCCAACCCUAACGCCAUGUACCAGCCAGGAGUGACUCUCGGCAGCCAGUCCUUGGCAGCAGCCACAGCCUCUCUCAGUGACAGCGGGAUGCUGUCUCCUCCACAAGCCUCUCUGCACAGGAAUGUGGGCUCUAGCGGAGGUCCACAGAGGCCAGCCAGUGCAGGCACUGCAGGUGGCAUACUGGAUACCACAGACCUUACAGUGCCAAGUGGUGCGGGCUCCAGCCCAGCGGGGAAUGGUUUUGUUAAUCCCAGAAGCUCUCCAGGCCUCCUCAGCACACCCAGUGGCAAUGGUCUGGGUAAAGUCAUGCCCACCAAGUCGCCACCACCCCCAGGAGGGAACAUGGGCAUGGGAAGCCGCAAGCCAGAUCUGAGAGUGGUUAUUCCACCAUCAAGCAAAGGGAUGAUGCCCCCACUGUCCGAGGAAGAGGAAAUGGAUUUGAACACUCAGAGGAUGAGCAGUUCCCAGUCCACUCAUCCACUGGCCACUCCGGUUGUGUCUGUCACCACUCCCAGCUUACCCCCACAGGGCCUGGUCUACUCAGGCAUGCCCACCUCCUACAACCCUGCUGAGUACUCCCUGAGCAGUGCAGAGAUCUCUUCCCUGCAGGGCUUCACCUCUCCAGGGCUCUCUCUAGGCUCUAUGUCAACAUGGCAACAGCACCAACUAGGCCAGGCGGCUCUAAAUUCUCUGGUCAGUGGCGGCCACUUACCUCAAGGUGCCAACCUCUCCAUCAGCACCAGCCAGAGCAUAAACAUCAAGUCCGAGCCUAUUUCCCCACCGCGGGAGCGUGUCACGCCUUCCGGCUUCCCCCCUCAGCAGCCGCAGCAAGUGUCCAGCCGACAAGACCUGGGACGUUCGCCUGUCGACAGCCUCAGCUCGUCCUGUAGUUCUUACGAUGGCAGCGAUCGCGAAGACCACCGGCCAGACUUCCACUCCCCGCUGGGGUUGGGCAGAGCCCCCGCUGGCGCGGAGGACAGGGAGAGCCCGUCAGUUAAGCGCAUGCGCAUGGACACAUGGGUGACAUAAAGAGCACCGAUCAAGAAUCCAGUCAUCAGCCAGUCAGAGAGAGGGACGGGUGAGACAUGGACGUACAAGACAGAGGAAGGGCCCUUAAAGCUAUUAUUCAGAUCUAUUUCAAUUCAUAAGACUGUGUGAGGAACCGGCCGUGAGAAGACAUAUCUAACAUAAAGUCACAAACUGAUACGGUAAAGAUUAAGAUCAUUGAAGUGGACUGACUGAUAUGCACAGACAGAUGGCAAAUUGGGUGCAGUUCACGACUGCAAAAGUAAGAUGUUCCAAGAAUAUUGUUGAAACAAUAAAGUGUAGAUUAUUGUAGUUACAGGUCUCAUCAGACACUUACAUGUAGUUGCUGUUUUGCUGUUGUGCUUGCAGGUUGCAAUCAGAGAAGGUUGUGUUGCUUUCAGGUUGAGGACCCUCACACACACAACAGUCACUGCAAGAACUGUCCUGAAAAUCUUGCUGUACUGAUAACAAGAUUAUCUCGCGUGCCCUCUCCUAAUUUAUUGAUUCAGUUGAUCAGAAGAUGAUCGGGAGAUGUAGAGAAUGUGGAGUUAAUUCAAGUUACACAGGAAUUUUGGUCCUUUAGUAAAUACGACCUGCUUUUGUGAAUUGAAAAUAAACAAAAAAAGAAGUGAAACUUCACACAAGAGAUCAAAAGAAUUUAUUGCAAUAAUGACGUACUUACUCAUAUUUUAAUUUAGAAGUGGAGGCGGCUGUAUAAUGUGCAGUUACGGUAAGACGUGUGGGCGUGUAGAGUUGAAUUGGUGAGAAAUUCAACAGGUUCACUUCUGUAGUUAAUCAGUAAUAUAAGCCAAAGCUGUAAUUUUGUGUUGAUUUGUCCACUUGCUUACAAAUUCAUAUCAUCACUUAAAUGCACCAUUUUGGGUGAGGGGUGGGAGUGGGAAGGGGGGGGGGGGUCAGUUAUUUUUUAUUGUGCUUCAUUACAAACAGUGUAAAUUGUCAUGUAAGUCACAUCUUGAAAAUCAUUAUCUAAAGCCAUGGUUUAAAAAAGAAGAAAAGAAUCUGCUGUUUUGUUUGUACAAUUGAAAAUUUGAGCCAAACAUUUUUCAUUUAUUAUGUAAAUAGCAAUUUUAAUAUAUACGACCAGGGUGUGAGUACUUACUGAAUGUAUUGUACAACCACCAUUUCCAAGAAAGGUAUAUUUUUGUGGAAUACAGCCAAGUUUACAAUUGCAGACCUUUAAAAUGUAGAUUAUUUACUGGUCAAUGCUUACCCUCAUUUUUUUUAAAUAUGCCUGGAAUAUCUUCUAAAUUCAAUUGUUGACACCAAGUACAUUUUUGUUCCAAUUUAGGGUUGUAUUCGUUAUUAUGUAGUAUUUUUGAUUGUCCUGGAUACAUUGUAAUUGCAAUGCUGUAAGGUUCUACUCUUUCAUAUGUGUGGAAAAUGAUCACAUGGCUGGGUGAAAUAAGGUUUCGUCUCUCUUCUUGCGUUCGCUCGUGUAGUUAGUUGUAUGCCAGCAUCUGCUGAAUACACUGCCAGCAUUCAUACUCAAAUUUGCCCACCCCCUAUUGGCGAGCAAUUAACGGUGGUUGGAUGUAUCUUAACGGAAUGAAACAUCAUCUUAAGACGAUUCCAUAAAGCUGUUUUGAUUGUUUUAAUUCGAGUGUAGGAUCUCAGUGGUGUAGAAAUGGUUGCUAACUUUCUCACAAAACAUUUUGCAACCAUUUCUUGUAAAUACAGUGGCUUACUUGAAAUGUCAUAACUAUAUAUAUAUAUAUGAAAUGUCACUUGUUCCCUUAAAGCUACAGUGUGUUGGAUUUAGGGGUGUUUAUCAGCAGAAACGGAAUAUAAAGAUUUGAAAAUGGUUGGUAGGUUUUCAAUAGGUGAGAGACCACACACCUGGCAAUUUAAAAAAAAAAAGAAAAAAGUCAUUGCUACAAAAAAGUCAUUGUACAGAUUGCUGGGAUGACAGUUUUGGUCGUACAGUGUGUGGUGUGCAACCACAUGGUAAAGACAACACACCACACAGGAAUGGAUUUCACACACAAACAUUCCCAGGUCAGACUGGAAAUCUCACAAAAUCUCUUGAGAUUUAAACGUGACUUCGGAGUAAACAACUGUGGUGGACGAGGAAGAAUCAAUGGCUAUAGUUUGUGGACUAUUUCCAACUGAGAAAAAACUAUACCAAAAAAAAGGACAGGCGUUGGUUAAAGGAGUGGAGACAGUGCGAGCACCAGAAUUUCUGGUGCGCCAUGACAGCUAUUUUGAUUUUGGAUUGUCCUCCGUGCAUCUGUCACCUCACUUUCUUAUUGGCUGCACAUCACAUUCAACAGGCUACGUGCUUGUUUGUGCUCGGGGGACAACUGCACACGCUGGGAUAUCGGGCCAAGACAAUCAGACAUGUUGAAUAUCCCCAAUUUGAGGUCUGAGCAGUCCCAACGUGCUUCCAAGCAGAUUAGAGGGUUCUUAACACACCACACACAGUAGGAAUAUCUGAUAAGAUUAUCUUUAGAGCCGUCACCAUAGUUGGGGUGUAUUCAAGAUUGUUAGAAGGGAGAGACUGGGUCUGAAAUCGACAUAAUUAUCUUGUCAUGUGAACAGGCAUUAGAAUAUCUACAAGGGAACGGCCCCCCUCAUGGAGGCUGCCAUGUUGCACUUCCAUGUUGAAGGACACUUGCUCCGCCUUUGUGCAUUUUGCAGUACGGCCAGAAGAAGAGUAAUCAGUUGUUGCUCCCUUAUACGCUGUCUGCUGGUUGCUACUGCAGGCUAACCCUUAUUUUGUGAAAUAGAGGAUCAUACUUUUUGCAAGAGGAGGCUUGGAAACGUGAAUCCCAUCACCAAAGAAGUAAAAACAUGAAGGGAACAAAAUUACGAUUUGAGACGGCAUAAGGGAAUUUGCAACCUCACCACUAGAUGACACUAAAUUCUUCACACUGUAGCUUUAAAUGCCUCCAGAAACACAACCUUGGAUCCACGCCCUGUUACUCAGCAGAUCGUUAUCAGCAUCUGACCUUCAGGAACCAGAAAAGCGAAAAUCUAAUUUCACAGAAUGAGGCAAGGCUUUAAUUCCUGUGUUAAUGGUGUCAUGAUGAGACAAAAGUGGACUUGUUUUGUUCUCCUCAAAAAGAUAAAAUACAGUCUCCUUGAUUUCAAUCUCACUGCUAGAAGUUUUUGUCGUAUGCAAGGAGUAUCACUCUGCAUUCGUGGUGGCGUGUCUUGUGUAUUUCUGAGGUUUGUGUUCUCCUCACUGCAUCUUCAAAUCCAUAGUAGCCAUCAGUAAGGAUCUAUGCAGUUUUAACCCUGAUAUUUGAUCAUUUAUUCACACGGCACACACAUUUUUACUUUACAAACAUUAGAAAGAAGAGACAUCUGGAGAUUGCUGGGAUAACAGUUUUACAUUUGAUCAAAUUUUCAAUUGGGAUACUCUGGGGAAUCUCAUGUUCAUACACACUGGUAGACAUAUUGCACAUAAGUAGAAAUUUAUACUGUAAUUCAUUUUAACACAGCAGGUGGAAAUAGCAAUAAUAAAUGACUAUAACAAAACACUCAUAGUCGAGCACAUACUUUAGCACUUGAUGACAUUUCAGGGAAUGUUGUAGUUUCUGUAUUUUUAUGCACAGUCUGGAAAUGCCUUAUCCCAAAGAAAAAA